This is a messenger RNA of Jaculus jaculus (lesser Egyptian jerboa), 5761 nucleotides long. It is a transcript of the gene Nrg1, whose product is annotated as neuregulin 1. The transcript is spliced from 9 exons. Gene Ontology annotation, molecular function: chemorepellent activity; protein tyrosine kinase activator activity. Bases 649 to 2742 code for a protein of 697 amino acids. The record is from RefSeq and is a predicted model, not a curated record. Lineage: Eukaryota; Metazoa; Chordata; Mammalia; Rodentia; Dipodidae. Gene Ontology annotation, biological process: animal organ development; cell differentiation; intracellular signal transduction.
UACCGCCCCUCCUGGCCUCAGCUCAGGCUCUCUUGCAUCCCUGUGCGAUGGUACUGUUUGGAGUGACGCUAGGAGGGCAGGCACCUGCUGCUCUGUAAUGAUUCAGCCCCUUUCUGCCGCUGCGUUAACACAACAGGAUGCUGUUGCUACUGUCGCUGCUGCCUCUCCUGCCGCCGCCGCUGCUGCCUCCGCCGCCGCCGCUGGUCCUGCUUCUGCUCUUACUUCUCCUGCAUGACAGUUGUUUUCUUCCUCUAAGCAGACACCAGCUUCAGAUGCUUGAGGUGAGAAACAUGCCUUUCAGUUUGGGCUACUGGUUUACUUAAUCAGCCAGGCAUCUACUGCUCUCUUCCUAUUGGGGUCCCUGUCCACUUCACCAGCCCCGGUGGUUUGGAGAAGCAUUUAAAGAACUAGAAAAGUGGCCCAGAAACAACGGCUCAAGAAUUAUUCUGAUACUUUUAUUUGGUAGUUGCUAGAAGCUUUUUUUUUUCCCCCUUCUUGCUUUCUCCUGAACUCCUCUUGCUUUUGAUAAUGGCCUUGGACUUGGAAGGCUUAUCGAUUUCCCCCUCCAAGAUGCUGUAUCAUUUGGUUGGGGGGGAAUCUGCAUGGUAAUGGACUGUGAGAGAGGCCAGGCCUUGUGGAGGUUAGCCGAUGGAGAUUUAUUCCCCAGACAUGUCUGAGGUAGCUGGCGGGAGGUCCUCCAGCCCCUCCACUCAGCUGAGUACAGAACCAUCUCUCGAUGGGCUUCCGGCAGCUGAGCACAUGCCAGAUACCCAGACUGAAGACGGGAGAAGCCCUGGACUUGUGGGCCUGGCCGUGCCUUGCUGUGUGUGCCUGGAAGCCGAGCGCCUGAGAGGGUGCCUCAACUCGGAGAAAAUCUGCAUUGUCCCCAUUCUGGCCUGCCUCAUCAGCCUCUGCUUGUGCAUUGCUGGCCUCAAAUGGGUGUUUGUGGACAAGAUAUUUGAAUAUGACUCUCCUACUCACCUUGACCCUGGGGGGUUAGGUCAGGACCCUGUGGUUGCUUUGGAUCCAACUGCUGCCUCAGCUGUUUUGGUGUCGUCUGAGGCUUCACCUGUCUCUAGGGCUCAAUCUGAACCCAAGGUUCAAGUUACAGUGCAACUUGACAAUGCUGCUGUAGUCCCUGAACCUUCAGAGGCACCAACCCCGAAGAGCCGUCCGUUUGCUUUUUCUUUCCUGCCUACUGCACCGCCUUUCCCUUCAGCAACCCGGACCCCUGAGGUGAGAACACCCAAGUCAGCAACUCAGCCACAAACAACAGAAACUAAUCUCCAAACUGCUCCUAAACUUUCCACAUCUACAUCUACCACUGGGACCAGCCAUCUUGUGAAGUGUGCGGAGAAGGAGAAGACAUUCUGUGUGAAUGGUGGCGAGUGCUUCAUGGUGAAAGACCUUUCCAACCCCUCAAGAUACUUGUGCAAGUGCCCAAAUGAGUUUACUGGUGAUCGUUGCCAAAACUACGUAAUGGCCAGCUUCUACAAGCAUCUUGGGAUUGAAUUUAUGGAAGCAGAGGAGCUCUACCAGAAGAGAGUGCUGACCAUAACUGGCAUCUGCAUCGCCCUGCUGGUGGUCGGCAUCAUGUGUGUGGUGGCCUACUGCAAGACCAAGAAACAGCGGAAAAAGCUUCAUGACCGGCUUCGGCAGAGCCUUCGAUCCGAACGAAACACCAUGGUGAACAUAGCCAAUGGGCCUCACCAUCCCAACCCACCACCAGAGAAUGUCCAGCUGGUAAAUCAAUAUGUAUCUAAAAACGUCAUCUCUAGUGAGCACAUUGUUGAGAGAGAAGCGGAAACAUCUUUUUCCACCAGCCAUUACACGUCAACAGCUCAUCACUCCACAACUGUCACCCAGACUCCAAGUCACAGCUGGAGUAACGGACACACAGAAAGCAUCAUUUCAGAAAGCCACUCUGUAAUCAUGAUGUCUUCAGUAGAAAACAGUAGGCACAGUAGCCCAACUGGGGGCCCACGAGGACGUCUUCAUGGUUUGGGAGGCCCUCGCGAAUGUAACAGCUUCCUCAGGCAUGCCAGAGAAACCCCUGAUUCCUACAGAGACUCUCCUCAUAGUGAAAGGUAUGUAUCAGCCAUGACCACCCCGGCUCGUAUGUCGCCUGUAGAUUUCCACACUCCAAGCUUCCCCAAAUCGCCUCCUUCAGAAAUGUCUCCACCUGUGUCCAGUAUGACGGUGUCCAUGCCCUCCAUGGCAGUCAGCCCCUUUGUGGAAGAAGAGAGACCUCUCCUUCUUGUGACGCCACCAAGGCUUCGGGAGAAGAAGUAUGACCACCACACUCAGCAACUCAACUCCUUCCAUCACAACCCUGCACAUGAGAGUACCAGCCUUCCCCCUAGCCCUUUGAGAAUAGUAGAGGAUGAGGAGUAUGAAACAACGCAGGAGUAUGAGCCAGCUCAAGAGCCUGUUAAGAAACUCGCCAAUAGCCGGCGGGCCAAAAGAACCAAGCCCAAUGGCCACAUUGCCAACAGGUUGGAAACGGACAUCAACACCAGCUCUGUGAGCAGUAACUCAGAGAGUGAAACAGAAGACGAGAGAGUAGGUGAAGAUACGCCUUUUCUUGGCAUACAGAACCCCCUGGCAGCCAGUCUGGAGGCAGCCCCUACCUUCCGCCUGGCUGACAGCAGGACUAACCCAGCAGGCCAUUUCUCCACGCAGGAAGAAUUACAGGCCAGGCUGUCUAGUGUAAUCGCUAACCAAGACCCCAUUGCUGUAUAAAACUUAAAUAAACACAUAGAUUCACCUGUAAAACUUUAUUUUAUAUAAUAAAGUAUUCCACCUUAAAUUAAACAAUUUAUUUUAUUUUAGCAGUUCUGCAAAUAGAAAACAGGAGAAACUUUUAUAAAUUAAAUAUAUGUAUGUAAAAAUGUGUUAUGUGCCAUAUGUAGCAAUUUUUUACAGUAUUUCCAAACGAGAAAGAUAACAAUGGUGCCUUUAUGUUAUGUUAUGUCGAGAGCAAGUUUUAUACAGUUACGGUGAUUGCUUUUCCACAGUAUCUCAGCAAAACUUCCCAUAUAUUCAGUUUCUUUGCUAGCUUCUUGUGCAUUGCAUUAUGAUGUUGACUGGAUGUAUGAUGUGCAAGACUUGCAGCUGUCCUAGCUUGCCUGUAGUAGCACUCAACCAGGAUGUCUUGUAAUAGCACAUCCAUCCAAAUACUCUUUUGUAUGAAGUCCUCUUUGCUUUCAGACUAUGAAAUGAGUUCUAUCUACUCUGUCAGCCAAAGGUUUGCUUCACUGGGCUCUGAGAUAAUAGUAGAUCCAACAGCAUGCUACUAUUAAAUAUAGCAGGUAACUGCAUUAAGUAAUGUUAAAUAUUAGGAAGAAAGUAAUACUGUGAUUUAAAAAAACUAUAUAAUUAAUCAGAAGACAGCUUGCUCUUGCUAAAAGGAGCUACCAUUGACUUUAUUUUAUUUUAUUUUUUCCUUAACAAAGAACAAUGGUUUUAAGAGUAGCUUAGAAAAUGGUUCUGGCUUGCCAUCAGGGUAAAUCUAAUAGUUCAGAACAGACUCAAUUUCUCUUUCUCCCUGGAAGGAAUAAUCCAACAAUGCAUCUGUUGAACAACCAACCACAGUUGAAGCUGGCUUGCGCUAGUCACUGAUUUGGACCUUCUUGAAGAAACAUAUGGUGGCAUGAAAACCCAGCCCUGAGAGCACACUCAUCUGUACAAACCAACUGCUAGCAUGAGAUGUGCCUGUGGUACGUGCUGGUGACCUGCUCCAAUUGUAGAGUACUUAGAAGGAGUGAAUGUGUUAGGCACAGAAAGAGAGCAGCUGUGUGACUUGGUUGACAACUUAAAGUUUGGUUGACCACUCCUCUCUCCCCAUUCUAUUUCUCUUGUGUUUCAACAUCACCUUGAUUAAGUCAUAACUAUGCAUGAAUAUUUUUUGCCAGGAAUGGCCAAUGUGCAUGUGAUUUGUGAUUAGCAAGAAUUUUCCACAGUGAUGCCUCACUAGGAAAUGCCAGUAAUGUUAGGGAGCUCAUGCAUUUACUUGCAGAAGGAACCUCACCUGUGCACCAAUCUCUCCAUGGAUAGCCUGUACCUCAGUUUCCCUCUCUUAAUUUCUCUCAUGCUGUCACAAAAGAAGGAUUUUGCAUGUUCUAUUAUGAUUGUAAAGCUAAUGAAGGUGUAUAGAAUUUAACACAGAAAAAUAAGCAAAACAAAAUAAAAGGAACCCAUUUUAUCCUCUGCCUGAUAUCUACCAAAUAAGAGAUAGGGCUUACUGAGGUUCCAACUAGGCUCCUAAGAAUCUAGGAGCAAAAUAGGAAAUGAGUUAACAGAUAAUUAACAAAGUCAGUAACAAUUAUUGCUCCUUGUACUGGAGAAUGGAACCUAUUUUUUACCAAAUCUUUGUGCUUAAAAUUUAAGGGGAAAAUGAUAUGAUAUGUCUUAGAAGAUAAAUGCAGGCUGGGUAUGAGUUCCUUUCUUAUAGCCCUAUGUAUUUCUAAGAUUAACAGAGAAGCUAUGUGCAGGUCCUUGAAGCUCCUCUUAGUAUUUGGUAUCCCAAGUUUCUGACCACUGUUCACACACCAUCUUUUCUGUGUUCACUAUUGUCUUCCUUGGUUUUUUUAACCUACAGAGGAAGUCAGGAAAUCAGUUGCAGUGAUUUCCAAGUUCGGCAGAGAUUACUUGGCUCAUGGUCUAGGAAAGAAGAAUGUAAGCCUACAGAGGUUCUCUGAAUUAUUUUAGCAUUACUUUGGAAGGCCUUUACUGAUUCUUUAAGCUUUCUAUAAAGAAAUCUCAAUGACUAUCUAAAAACUCUAAGCAUCCUGUUUUGAUUAUUGAGCACUGAUUUCAGGUGUCCCAUUCUGAAGGAUAAAUUGCUCAUUGGUUUCAUGUUUUACUGUCCAUGAGAACUUCUCUAAAUGUGAAAAUUGCAAAGAUAUGUGAAAUUGUACUUCCAUGGUGAUUAAAGUCAUCCACAUAGGUGGCAUAUUAGAUAAGACAGUUCCCCUGCCCUGUGGGGAACAAAAGCUUCCCUAAAUAAGUGAAACCAGUUGGCUGAUCUGCCCCAGCUACCCAAUCUAUAUUAACAGAGACAUUUCUGUGAUACUUCACUGCCAUGCCACCCUAAGCCAUCUUCAUUCAUAAAUCCAGGCAGCACUGUGACAGUCCCAAGGAAUGUCAAUCUAAUGUUCCUAGAAUGGGGAACAGUCUCUUGACUUCUACAGUAGUAAAAAUUUCUCAGAAAUUGACUGCAACUCUGUUUCUGGAGUCUGAGAUCAUAGCCAUGGAAAGUUGUUAAGUUGUAAGUGGAGUAUAGUAGACACCAAACUUUGUGUCACUCAAGAUUCAUUUUCUGUCCUGCUUGGUCUCCUCCCUUUCUGCCCCCUCAAGAGUGUGUGCUUGUCAGUCUUUUGACUGCUAUAAAACAGUCUUCUAUAUAGGAAUGUGUCUUAAGAAGCAAUAUGCCAUCUCUUUGUUGUUUCAGUAUGACUAUCCGUGUAGGUGGAUUCUAUCCAGGGUAACCUGCUCAGUAACUAUUCCUUUUUUUGGCCUGAGGAUGAAGGUGCACAGGUCACACUGGUAAAUAAUGUCUUAUCUUUAGUCCUGGCUACAUUCCACCAGCCACAGAAAUUUCUGUCAACAAGACUGAUGAAACACUGCAAAGAAAUGCCAACAAAAUGGCCACACAUCACAAGUUCUAUUAUAUAUUCUUUUGUAAAUACAAAUUGUAUAGUACUCAGAUGUUUUCUUAAAUAUUUUUUUGUCUUUAUGAGUUAAUGUCAGGUUUUACUCU